CAGCGUUGAUGCUGUUGCUGAUGCUGUUGCCCGGCGCCUGUAUCCGUGCAGCCAGACGGGGGUAACCGUAGUCACCGGUCCAUCAGCAGCAGCAGAGAAGACAGGGAGAGAGGGGGACUGAGACGGAUCUUCAGCAUCCCUGGAGAGCUACAUACGCAGCGAGAAGAUGACUCUGGCAGCCUACAAAGAGAAGGUCAAAGAGCUCCCCCUGGUGUCUCUAUUCUGUGCCUGCCUGAAUCCACAGACUGCAGAAAAACCUACGUACAAGGCUGAAGAUGCAGUGGACCUGGGCUGGUGCGUCAUUAAAGACGUGGAGGUGAUUGAGCUGAACAAGCGGGCGUCAGGCCAGGCCUUCGAGGUCAUCCUCAAGCCCCCGUCCUUUGACGGCGUGCCAGACCUCAACACCUCCAUGCCGCAGCGCCGCGACCCGUCUCUGGAGGAGAUCCAGAAGAAGCUGGAGGCUGCCGAGGAGAGGCGGAAGUGCCAGGAGGCUGAGCUGCUCAAGCACCUGGCGGAGAAGAGGGAGCACGAGCGCGAGGUGAUCCAGAAGGCCUUCGAGGAGAACAACAACUUCAUCAAGCAUGCCAAAGAAAAGCUUGAGCAGAAGAUGGAGGCCAACAAGGAGAACAGGGAGGCCCUGCUGGCCGCCAUGCUGGAGCGGCUGCAGGAGAAGGACAAACACGCCGAAGAAGUGAGGAAGAACAAGGAGAUGAAGGAGGAAGCCUGCCGGUAGACGACUGCAGCCGAGGAAGAGGAGAGAGAAAGAGCAGGACUGGGAGUUUCAUUAAAAA
Chelmon rostratus (copperband butterflyfish) is the source of this 791-nucleotide messenger RNA. It is a transcript of the gene stmn4, whose product is annotated as stathmin-like 4. Gene Ontology annotation, molecular function: tubulin binding. The record is from RefSeq and is a predicted model, not a curated record. The coding region runs from base 167 to 733 and encodes 188 amino acids. NCBI's taxonomy places the organism in Eukaryota, Metazoa, Chordata, Actinopteri, Chaetodontiformes, Chaetodontidae. Gene Ontology annotation, biological process: regulation of microtubule polymerization or depolymerization; microtubule depolymerization; neuron projection development. Gene Ontology annotation, cellular component: neuron projection; cytoplasm. The transcript has 6 exons.